UCGAGAACAUAUACAGGAAAGAGAAAAGGCGAACAGGUUGUGUUUGUCUGUCGUUAAAGUCUUUCGUUUUCCCUGAUAAUCCAUCAGAUCCACACAAAAUUUCAAAAUGGGGAAGCGACAGCACCAAAAAGACAAAAUGUACAUCACUUGUACAGAGUACACAAACUUUUAUGGAGGGAAACGAACAGUUAUCCCACAGGCAAACUUCAGACGGCUUCCAUUUGACCACUGCAGCUUGUCCCUUCAGCCAUUUGAGUAUCCUGUCUGCACUGAAGAGGGAGUCGUCUUUGACCUUCUGAGCAUUGUUCCAUGGAUUAAGAAGUACGGUACUAAUCCGAUCUCUGGAGAGAAACUGGAGGCAAAGUCUCUCAUCAAACUCAACUUUGCCAAAAACAACGAUGGAAAGUAUCACUGCCCUGUUCUGUACAACGUCUUCACAAAUAAUUCUCACAUCGUUGCCAACAAGGUCACCGGCAAUGUGUAUUCUAAUGAGGCCGUUGAGCAACUCAACAUUAAGACCAAGAGUUUUAAAGAUCUUCUGACAGACGAACCCUUCACCAGAAAGGACCUUAUAACACUUCAGGACCCCACAAACCUGGAUAAAUUCAAUGUUUCCAACUUCUUCCAUGUAAAAAACAACCUGAAGGUGUUGGAUCCAGAUGAGGAAAAGGCCAAGCAGGACCCAGCGUAUCACCUGAGGACCACCAAUCUGGAGACCAGGGAGACCUUAGCCGAGCUGUACAAAGACUACAAGGGGGACCAGCUCCUGGCUUCCACCAUGAAAGAGCCAGAGGCCAAGAAGACAGACAAGUUAAACGCUGCUCACUACUCCACAGGCAGAGUCUCUGCCUCCUUCACGUCCACGGCCAUGACUCCUGCAACAACACACGAAGCAGACGCCAUUGCAGACGACACCGUGCGUUACCAGUACGUGAAGAAGAAAGGCUACGUCCGUCUACACACCAACAAGGGAGACCUGAAUCUUGAGUUACACUGUGAUAAGGUUCCCAAAGCUGGAGAGAACUUCAUCCGUUUGUGUAAAAAAGGAUACUACGAUGGUACCGUCUUCCACAGGUCCAUCCGGAACUUCAUGAUUCAAGGAGGGGACCCCACUGGCACUGGCACAGGAGGGGAGUCGUUCUGGGGGAAACCUUUCAGGGAUGAGUUUCGGCCCAACCUGUCCCACACGGGCCGCGGGGUUCUCAGCAUGGCCAACUCUGGUCCAAACACCAACAAGUCUCAGUUCUUCAUCACGUUCCGGUCGUGCACCUACCUCGACAGGAAGCACACAGUAUUUGGAAGGGUUGUUGGCGGAUUUGAGGCACUCACAGCCAUGGAGAAUGUGGAGAGUGAUCCCAAAACAGACAAACCAAAGUCAGAGAUCAAGAUCAUCAGUGCGACUGUGUUCGUGGACCCGUAUGAAGAGGCCGAUGCUCAGAUCGCGGCCGAGCGAGAGAAGGAGCUGCAGAAGCAGGAGGAGGAGAGGCAGCAGGCCAGCAUCACCCUGAAGAAAGCCAAGGAGGAGCAGGCGCCCAAGACCUUCAAACAAGGUGUGGGGAAAUACAUCAACCCGUCCACAAUAAAACGCUCGGCCGCUGAAGAUGAAAGCGGACCGUCCACCAGCGGAGCGGCGGCAGCCAAGAAGUCCAAAGGCAAGACCAGCUUCGGAGACUUCAGCUCCUGGUAGCAGCUGUGUAUUUUUACUGGUCAGGCUGAGUGCAGGCAAAAUUAAUUUCAUUCACACUUCGAUUUUUUUGUAUUGUUUAUCAUCUCUCAGUAGUUUCGGUGUCUUAUGAAACUAUAAAUUAAAGCUACUUUUUUUCAAA
Seriola dumerili (greater amberjack) is the source of this 1826-nucleotide messenger RNA. It is a transcript of the gene ppil2, whose product is annotated as peptidylprolyl isomerase like 2. The record is from RefSeq and is a predicted model, not a curated record. Gene Ontology annotation, cellular component: catalytic step 2 spliceosome. Gene Ontology annotation, molecular function: ubiquitin-ubiquitin ligase activity; peptidyl-prolyl cis-trans isomerase activity. Gene Ontology annotation, biological process: protein folding; protein polyubiquitination; protein peptidyl-prolyl isomerization. Bases 107 to 1687 code for a protein of 526 amino acids. NCBI's taxonomy places the organism in Eukaryota, Metazoa, Chordata, Actinopteri, Carangiformes, Carangidae. The transcript is spliced from 20 exons.